AUGAGUCGGUUACAUUGAAAAAAUACUCAUCUCCACAUUAUAUAAACAAAACUAAGUGAAGAAUUAUUCUAACCUUAAAUUGAAUUUGAUUUGUAUUUUGUAGCAAAGAUACAUUAACAAUGUUAAACUUAACUAAACAGUGUUCUCCAUGUUUUCAAAGAAUUGUGAGAUGUGCCUCUGAAACGUGUUUAAUUAAACUUAAGUACACACCAAACUCCACGAAGGUAAUAGAAAGGACAAAUGUCUUUAGAAUUAAUCAAGUCUCAUUUAAAAGCACAUUUCGUCCUCCACCUGGAGUUACGCCUUUUGAGCCAAAACCUAUUCCAUUCGUCCAGCAUAAAAUGCAACGAAGAGGAGGAGGAGGAGGUAACUUAUUAAUGUUAAUUCCUAUCAUAACAUUUGGUCUGGGUGUGUGGCAAGUGAAGAGAUUGAAAUGGAAAACAGAGUUGAUAAAAACCAUUGAAGAGAGAUCGGCAAUGGAUCCUGUACCUCUUCCUCUUGAUCCUGCAGAAGUUGCUCAGAUGGAGUUCCAAAAGGUAACAGUGAAGGGAACGUUUGACCACGAGAAUGAGUUGUUCUAUGGCCCCAAGCAAUGCCUGGUCGAUGGAGAGCCCAAUCCUAAUGUUGUUUCCAAGACUGGUGAAGCUUCAUAUGGUUACAAUUUAAUCACACCUUUCGUACUCUCAGAUUCUGGGGAACGUAUUUUGGUGAACCGUGGCUGGAUUGUAACUAAAACCAUUAACCCAGAGAAGAGGCCUUGGAGCAAGACUGAGGGAGAACAGACCAUCACUGGAGUGGUGCGCAACCCCGAGCCUGUUGGUAUGGUAGCACCAGCAACAAGCCCCAAGUAUAAAAUUUGGCACUUUAGAGAUAUAGCAGACAUGGCGGAGAAGAGGAACUGCCUACCCAUUUACAUAGAUGCCACAGUAGACCACUCUAUACCUGGCAAGCUUUGGGGUGGACAGACGAGAUAUCAUUUGAGAAAUGAGCAUCUCUCUUACAUUAUUACGUGGUUCAGUCUGAGUGCAGCUACAAGUUAUAUGUGGUACAUUCGGUAUGCUAAGAGGAAAUAAACUGAUUGUGAUUAUUAUAGAGUAUUAAAUAAUUUUAAGUUGUUA
This is a messenger RNA of Homalodisca vitripennis (glassy-winged sharpshooter), 1118 nucleotides long. RefSeq names its product surfeit locus protein 1 (gene Surf1). The record is from RefSeq and is a predicted model, not a curated record. The transcript has 7 exons. Gene Ontology annotation, cellular component: mitochondrion; membrane. Gene Ontology annotation, biological process: mitochondrial respiratory chain complex IV assembly. The coding region runs from base 120 to 1073 and encodes 317 amino acids. NCBI's taxonomy places the organism in Eukaryota, Metazoa, Arthropoda, Insecta, Hemiptera, Cicadellidae.